ACAGGGGGGGGCUCUUUGUAUGUAUCGGCGUUCUGCCUGAUUGGCACAGGCGGAGGGACGUGCCCAUCACCGCCUUCUCAACUGCGACCAAACCAGGGUUAAUGAUUCCCAGGGCCGGUGACCCGCGGGCACUCACUUCAACAUUCGCCACCGGGACGUCGCUCACUCUCAGCACGGCGGCAUCAUGAGCGACGGCGGCGGCGGCGUGGCGGUGCGGGUGGCCCAGCGGCUGCUGGUGCGGGGAGCGGCGCAAGUGGUGGUGGUCUGCCGGGGCGGGCAGCGCUACCUGGCCGGGGCGGACAUGGCAGACGUGGCCAUCGUCCCGAACGGCAGCGUGGUGGUCGGCAGAGAUGGGGACGUGGUGGCGGUGGGGCCGGCGGAGGAGAUCGCCGCGCAGUUCGAGGGCUGCUCCUUCGACCAGAUCAUCGACGCGCAGGGACACAGCGUGAUCCCAGGUCUGGUGGACGCGCACACUCACCCGGUGUGGGCGGGAGACCGCGUGCACGAGUUCGCCAUGAAGUUGGCGGGAGCCUCGUACCUGGACGUGCACCGUGCGGGCGGGGGCAUCCACUCGACGGUGGAGAGCACGCGCGCCGCCGGGGAGCCGCAGCUGCUGGCGUCGCUGUGCGAGCGCCUGCGCCGCGCCCUCCGCGCCGGCACCACGGUCGUGGAGGCCAAGAGCGGCUACGGCCUGGAGCUCGCCAGCGAGCUGCGCAUGCUGCGCACGCUGGAGCGGGCGCGCGCGCUGGUGCCGCUCAGGAUCGUCAGCUCCUACUGCGGCGCGCACGCCGUGCCCAGAGGGCGCGAUGCGGACGGGUACACGGAGGAGGUGGUGCGCGAGCAUCUGCCGGCGGUGCGGCGCCUCGUGGAGGACGGCUCGCUGCGCGUGGAGCUGGCCGACGUGUUCCUGGAGCGCGGCGUGUUCGAGCGGGACGCCGCCCGCUCCGUGCUGCGCGCCGCGCGCGACCUCGGCUUCCUGCUCAACUUCCACGGCGACGAGUUCACCGACAUGGGCGCCGGCGAGCUGGCCGCUGAGUUGGGCGCUCGCGCCGUGAGCCACCUGGAGGAGACGAGCGACGAGGGCAUCGCGGCCAUGGCGACGGCACGCUGCGCUGCCGUGCUGCUGCCCUCCACCGCAUACGUACUGAGGCUGAAAGAGCCGCGAGCGAGGGCCAUGAUCGACGCGGGAGUCAUCGUCGCGCUGGGGAGCGACUUCAACCCCAACGCUUACUGCAUCGCCAUGCCGGUGGUGAUGAACUUGGCGUGCGUACGCCUGCGCAUGUCGCUCCCGGAGGCGCUGGUGGCCGCCACCAUCAACGCGGCCUACGCCCUGGGCUGCGAGGAGCGACACGGCUCCCUGGAGCCAGGCAAGCAGGGAGACAUGGUCAUCAUCGCCGAGCCCAGGUGGGAGCACAUCAUCUACCAGCUGGGCUGCCACGGCGACAUCAUCAGUCACGUGAUCACUCAGGGCAACGUCGUCUACGAGAAGUGAUGCCGAUGGCGCCGACUGUGACGCCACCGCCGCCACCGCCAAUGAGAAUCCCCGGAUGAUGAUGUGCGGUGACGACCGCGUGCGCGGCCACGGGAUGAGCGCGACGCUACGGAUUCGCACGCACGGUGGCGCUCGCCUUCUUGAAUUCCUCGGCGUUUCGCGUCUCUCGUGCUGCAGCCAUUCCGCAGGCCCUGCCGCGUUCCGACCUGGGUUGCACGUCGCCCCAGCAGCCGCCGGAGGCCGCUACGACCGCCGCGUUUGUUUUAAAAUAAAUGAUUGGAUGGAAUGCUUGAACGACGGGAGGGCUUCAGGACAGGGUUUGUGUCGUUCUGCGAUUCCUCCUCCUCCUUCGUUGAAGGGCAGACGACAGUGGAUUUACCGUGGGCUCCAUAGUUUUGAUUUCAUGGCCACAACUUCUGUGACUUGCGUCUGCAUUGUAUCGCUGAGUCGUGAGAGUUCAUCGGAUCGCAAGCGGCGUGAUUCGUCGCACCGCUCGGGGAUUCCGCCUGUACCUGCCAGACGCCCGCUCUGCUUUUGCUUGUCACUGAUCUCUCGCUGCGGACGCUCUUGUUUCAUGGCUACGGCGUGACAUGUGCCCUUUAAUAUUCCGUCAGUGCAUUAAAACGUGCAAGAGUGAUU
Messenger RNA from Lethenteron reissneri (Far Eastern brook lamprey), 2131 nucleotides. RefSeq names its product amidohydrolase domain containing 1 (gene AMDHD1). Gene Ontology annotation, molecular function: imidazolonepropionase activity. Gene Ontology annotation, cellular component: cytoplasm. Lineage: Eukaryota; Metazoa; Chordata; Hyperoartia; Petromyzontiformes; Petromyzontidae. The record is from RefSeq and is a predicted model, not a curated record.